AACAAGAAGACUGUUGCAAGAAAUUGAUGAAAAUAGAAACUAUGCUGAUUGUGAUGUUAAUAAAAAUGGAGAUAAAGUCAAUACUGUAAAAAUACAAGGAAUUCUUGAUAAAGAAAUAAAUGUACAACAACAUUUCAAAGAUCUCUGCAUUUUUUUUGAAAAAUAUAAAAAUGAAAAUCCACAAGAUAAAUUAGCUGCUUCGGGUAUUAUGGAUCUAACUUCAAAAAGUAUACUUUCAAACAAAGUUCCUGAAAAAACCUAUAGAACAUUUAUUUCUUCACUAGACACAUUUGAUAAACUAAUCCCUGAUGAGGCACAUGUAUUUCUUGUUUAUUUUUUUGGACAAGCAGCAUUAUGGUUUUGUUCAGAAACCUAUUAUUCUUUUGGAGAAAUACCUUCAAUAUAUCAUAUAAAGUCUCAAAGAGGGGAUGGUGUUGGUUUUACAACUGAUGCUAACAGAUAUCAAAUAAUUUAUGUUGAAGGCAGUCGGCCAUAUAAAGCAACAAAAAAAAAAGAAACUGCUGAUUGUACAAAGAUAGCACACAAUUUAAAAAAUAUGUAUUCUAAGAUUAUUAAAGAUAGAGUUGAAAAAAGAAAAAAUAUUAUUCCUGAAAUGAAAUUAUUUGGGGCACACAGUUUUAAAUUGAAUGUGUUUUUAUAUUUCUUGGAUUUUGUUGAAAUAGACAAUGUAUCUCUUCCUCAAGACAUGUCAGAGAUAAAAGACUUUGUCAAUUUUUAUGAAGCCAUAAUUAAAUGGGCAUUAUUGACAUCUGAAUUCAAACUUAAAUCAUCUGGUCCAGAAUCAAGAAUAUGUUCAUCUCGUUUAUCUUAUAGGUCAAAUUUAAGAAAAUCAAAUGAUUUGCUCGAGUAA
Entrophospora candida is the source of this 871-nucleotide messenger RNA. The record is from the annotation of a GenBank genome assembly. Lineage: Eukaryota; Fungi; Glomeromycota; Glomeromycetes; Entrophosporales; Entrophosporaceae.